AGCCCGGAUAAAUAGAGAGGUUUGCGUCAGGAAGGGCAUCCAGCGUAAAACAUUGCCAAAUUUAACCAUGCGAAUCGACAGUAUGAAUUUCAUACCGGAUCGGUCGAGGCCUGGGUUAACAACGACCGCCAUUGGCGCCGUUGACCUACAGGGCGCCGGUGGAAAUUGGGCUACUGUUGGUCGAAGAAGUAGAGGAUCGAGGAGAGUGCACAGACAGAGAGAGAAGAGGAAAGUCAAGGACGCUUUAUCUUUCUGGGACAUAAGAGGACAUACAAGGACAUAUCUUUCUUUUCUUUCUCGUGCCUCUAGUGAUUUCCGAAAGCAUGGAUAGCACAAAGAUGCUGGAUAUCCCUCAGCUUAGUAAUGAGAUGCAGCUGAAAAUUAUGCACAUGGUGAAGAGUGGAGAGCUGAGCAUCGACGACGCACUGGACCAGGCCAGAAGAGACAAACUACAGCUACUUCAGAGGAACUUCGAUUUAGAGGAAAAACAAGCCUCGCAGUACAACUUCAGUGUGCACAAAUUGAAUGCUUACAGAUGGCAAAAAAGGAUACUCCAGAUUGAUUUCAGCACAAAGAAGGUUUGCAAUAUUGAGAAAGGCAUUGUGAAGAGGCAGUUUCCUUUUCAGAACAUUAAAAACUGUCAUGAUGCUGCAGGGACCAGGUUUACAGUGUUGUUCAAGGACCACCAUGACUACGAGCUGGAGGCUAUGUCUAAACAGGACAAGCAAAAAAUCCUGGAACUGAUAAAUCAGAUUAUUUACAGGAAUACCCAACCUGUAGAUAUAUAUGCGAAGAUUGAAAAGCAACCAGUGUCCCCGAAAUGUCUUCGCGAGGGCCAGCUGCUUCUGCAGCGAGGAGGGCUGGCAUCAUUCAAAUGGAAGAAGUAUGAAGCACAUCUCUAUACAGGACACCUGACCCUGCUAUCGACAACGCAUUGUGAAUAUGAAGAUGAGGAUGAUGUACCCCCGGCGUCCUCCACCCUGCCAAUCAUCAUUCACUUCUCCGACGGCAAUGCCAGCGUAGAGAGCCACUGCACUAUUGACUCUAUGUUUAUGCUACUCACUAACAACAAUGAGUUCCACUUCCAGAUUCCAGCAAACGAACAGACGGAUACAAAGGUCAUUAGGAACGAACGGGAUGACUGGGUUAAAGCUAUUAACAGGUUAUGCAUGGACUGGAAACACAGCUCUCAGCACGUGUAUGAAGAACUCAGAGAAUCUGUCAAGACUGAAGGAGAAACUAAAGAGUGUCUGUCUGACCAUGAGAUAAAACCAGAGGCUGACAGAGUGCAGAACAAUCAUGGGGUUACUGAAUGUCCACCGCUGCCAAAACCCAAUAUAUUGGCUGAAAAUGUAUCUGCUCCAUUGCUGGAGCCAGUGCUCGAACUGUUGUGCUCUCCUGCUCUGGGGUCAGAGCAUCUACACAAGUUAAAGGAACCAGUGAAAUCUCCAGAGCCAGAGGCACAGCUUGCAACUGUGACAGCACCGGUGUCUUCUUUAGCCCUGAUUCCUGCUCCUCCUCCUCCAUUGCCACCUCCUUUGCACAUGAAAGGCAAUCUAAAAACACAGAAAAAGAGAACCAAAGCCUUUCACUGGGAUGUCUUAAUGCAAGACAAGAUUGCGAAGUCAUUGUGGACGCGGGGAAGUCCUCGAGAAAUUGAAAUCGACACAUCGCGUCUGUAUGAGCAAUUUGGAGUCAAAGACUCGGGGCAAAUUUCUACCGCAGAGUCCAGUAAGCAUGCUGAAAUCCUGCUGAAUGCGAAAGUCGCGCACAACUUCAAUAUUUUCCUCAAAAGUUUCCCAGUGCAGCCUAAAGAGCUCAAGGACAAAUUGUUCAUUGUUGAUGAGGGUGAAGGAGGCCUGUCUGACGAACACAUUGCUUCUCUCAGGAGGUAUAUGCCAACUCCGGAUGAUAUAGAGAUGUACACGUCCUAUAAAGGAGAUGUGAGUGAACUGCACUUGGUUGAUCAGUACAUGAUGGAGAGAGGUUCACGUGGCAUCUGGUUGAAACCAGAGGUGUGCAUUGGGACUAGGAUCCCGCAGAACUCAAUGUGUAACAUCCCAUACCUGAGCACUCGACUGGACCUUCUGUUAACUCUCAGAGAACUGCCCAUCACUAUUGAAGACCUGACACCGCUGAUUAAAAAGAAGAUUGACAUGUGUCGUCAGCUGUGGGGCUGCGAAACCUUCACGUACGUGCUUGAGUACCUGCUGACCAUCGGCAAUUACCUCAACCAGCAUGCAGGCAAAGAAAAGGCCAAGGGAUUCCGUCUCUCAUCCUUAACGAAGCUCUCGCAAGUACGUGGGAAUGAGAAGAAGUUCACCUUGCUGCAUGCCCUUGUUGAGCAGAUCAUGUUGCAUGAGCCCCGUUUGGCCACGUUUUUCCAGGAGUUGACGGAAUUUGAGACGGUCCCAGGGGCAUCAAUUAAAGGCCUAACAGCUGAAGUGGAUGUUGUGAAGAAUGAGCUACAGAAGGUCAUUCAGUACAGGAAAACAUACAAGUGGAAAAACUUAGGCGCCCAGCACUCCAAACUCUCGAAAGACUUAAAGAUGGCCAUCGAGAAGUAUGAGGUGGAGCUCAGCCAGCUGACGAAGAGGUGCACGGAGAUGAGGAAACUCUACGCUGACAUAUUGGUGAAAUUUGGAGAGCCCUUGGAUCAGGAUUCUCAAGAAGUGUUUGGCUGGGUUUGCCAGUUUAUCAACGACUUCAGAAAGGUCCAUGCAGAGUUCACAUGUUGAGACCUGCCACCACCGAAGUGUUUGCUGGUGUGUACGUGCAUGUGUGUGUGUGUGUGUGUGUGUGUGUGUGUGUGUGUGCUUUUGUAUAUUACUAAGAAGCCUGACCUGGCCUCUCAAGCAUAUCAGAGAAGGCGUGUCGAUCCAAAGACCAUUUGAAUGUCAGUCUAAACUGAAGAGCAAGGUUUUCGGUGAGCAGCCUAAUCCAGGGGUUUAAUGAAGGAUUUGCUGGAUCUAUUGCCGAUCCGGUGUUUACUUUGAUUAAAAGUCCUGGGCAGAUUUACUGGAAGCUGAAAGCAGCUUUCGCUCACUUCAGUCCAUAACAAAGAGCACUGCUGGAUGCACUGCUAGCUCAGGAGAAACUGCUCGCUUGGAAGCCGAUAUAGAUCGACUGUUACUUUUUUGGAGAGCUCUUUCAAUGGAAGUUACUGGGCUGGAGAUGACAAACGGGGGCUGCCAAGCUACCAGCAGCCACACAGCUGCCCAAGAAUGAGGGAGGGCAGAGCAAUGGUCAGAGCCAGCUGAACCCCGUACACACAUUUCUCUAGACACUCCAACAUGAAGACUUCACUGGACUGCUUUUGUUCCUCCUCUUCAUUUAAAUUAGCUUUGCAGAUAAGCCAUGCUUUAGAUUGAUUUUGCUCUGUGACUUGAGGGAGCAUGCGGCUCUAUGUGUCUUACAUUUUAAGCAGACAUCAACCGGCAGACAGAUGUGUCCUUGAUUUUAAAAAGCCAAAUAUUUUGGAAUAAUGGAAGUCUAGGCAGCUCAUUGCUCACAUGUGCCACAAAGCAGAGUUUCAACAAAAUCGAUUGCCAUGGAAAACUGAAGUGUUGCAGCAUACAUGUGAACGGGUCAGAGAUAAUAAAAAAGAUGUGUUUGGUAAUUUAAAGUGAGAAAGGAAACCCAGAAAAGUUUGAUUUUGACAAUGUGCACAGUACUAUGAAACAAUAAAACUGAACCGAUUAAAUUGAUAUAA
This is a messenger RNA of Tachysurus vachellii, 3712 nucleotides long. RefSeq lists its product as uncharacterized. The transcript is spliced from 19 exons. NCBI's taxonomy places the organism in Eukaryota, Metazoa, Chordata, Actinopteri, Siluriformes, Bagridae. The coding region runs from base 324 to 2738 and encodes 804 amino acids. The record is from RefSeq and is a predicted model, not a curated record.